AAAAGUGCAGAUAUUAAACUUAUCACGCGUGUUAACCCAGAGGUGCACCAUGUGGCAGAGACUUCUAGCAUAAACGCGAGAGCUCGAAAGCUCGAACAUAUCCUCCACUUCCAGUACAUUCUAGUCACCAAAUAUGCCAAACACCGAAUCUCUUACUCUUAUAUAAGCACUUGACACUUACUAGUCCAUAGCAUAGCAUCAUAAGCUUGGAAGAACCUCACUGAAGAAUUAAGGAGAGAAAAAUCAACAUCAAAGUUAUAACGAUGAAGCCCAUUGACGACAAACAAGAGACAGUGACGAUCAGAGCGGUGAGCCACGACGAGGAAGGGAGAAAGAGGGUGGAAAAAACAGAGCUCAACACUCACAACAUCCACACUAUAAAGUACGUCGAGAAGAAGCUCAUCAACAAGGGUGUGCAGCGCAAGGACCGCCACCCAGCCGACGGCAUCAGAAUCGGCCGGCCACCGCCAAAGUCCGGCCACGGCGGCAAAUUCACGUGGGAGGGCCCUGCUAGCGUGGAGGAUAACGAGCUCAUGACGGAGCCGGCGGCCAUGGACGAAGGAGACCCCAACUACUUGGACUGGGAAGAGAGAGGAGAAGAGACGUCGGAGUUGGUCGUUGGGGAGGUUGAAGUGGCCAAGGUUGCUGAGGAACACGAUGGGGUUGCUAGAGUUGAAGUUGAUCCUCGCUUGCGCGUUAUCAUGUCUGAUCUAUGUUAAUUAAUCUUGUUUAAGUGUGGGUGGCUUUUCAUGUGGACUUUUACUUCAAAUUGUAAAUUUGUAACAGUACAUCAAACGAGUGUGAUGUGGAAGUUGUUUUUCUUCCAAAAUAAAAUUUGGAGACUUUUCCCUUCUGUAUAUGACUUUCUCAUUAGUUGGUGCA
Messenger RNA from Glycine soja, 882 nucleotides. RefSeq lists its product as uncharacterized. The coding region runs from base 264 to 719 and encodes 151 amino acids. The record is from RefSeq and is a predicted model, not a curated record. NCBI's taxonomy places the organism in Eukaryota, Viridiplantae, Streptophyta, Magnoliopsida, Fabales, Fabaceae. The transcript has a single exon.